This is a messenger RNA of Nothobranchius furzeri (turquoise killifish), 10081 nucleotides long. RefSeq names its product A kinase (PRKA) anchor protein 6 (gene akap6). NCBI's taxonomy places the organism in Eukaryota, Metazoa, Chordata, Actinopteri, Cyprinodontiformes, Nothobranchiidae. Gene Ontology annotation, molecular function: protein binding. The record is from RefSeq and is a predicted model, not a curated record.
GGAAACCGGGUGCCCACCCCUUCUCUCUUCUUCUAUGUUGUCAAACUCAAAGGUGCUGUAUCAUCACCGUCAUUUUUCCUCCAAUCUCAUCAUCCCAUACUGGGCUCCUGGCUAGCUAGCAUUAGCCUCCUCUCUGUUUGGCUCAUAUUGUUCUUCACAGCAGUGAGGACACUGUCCUGAGCAGAUUCUCAUCCAGCAUCUAACAGAACAAGAAGAGAAGAAGCAAGGAGCAGCAUGGAAUGAGGGACAAUAGGCAGAGAGAUGCGUUUGCUCCAGUGAGACCCAUCCACUUACAUGACUUUCCUCCACCAUGAACGUUGUAGCUUUAUCACCCCUGAGUCCUGAGCCUUCCUCCCCAGUGUUAAUGUCGAUGACUCCAAUAACCCCAAUCCUGGACCCAGACAUCUCCACAUCUUCUACCGUGAACACCGGUCCUUCUUCCAACGUGAAUCUGGACCAUCAGUCCCUGGAUGGAGACUCUUCAGCAGGCCUGAACCCUAGCCAAGAAGUUGGAGGACCUAACUUUGAGAAUGACUUUUCUCAGAGGACAACGAAGCCUCCACCGCUUCACACUGGUGCUGACUGGAAAGUCGUCCUCCAUUUACCAGAGAUUGAGAAGUGGCUUAGAGCAACCAGCGACCGAGUCACACAGCUCACACACUCUGUUGGUCAAGACAGUGACAACAGACAUGUUGAUGUUCAUCUGGUGCAGCUGAAGGACAUCUGUGAGGACAUUUCGGAUCAUGUGGAGCAGAUUCACGCCCUGUUGGAGACUGAAUUCUCCCUGAAGCUUCUCUCCUAUUCUGUUAACAUCAUUGUUGACAUCAGAACUGUGCAGCUGCUGUGGCACCAGCUGAGAGUAUCUGUCCUAGUCCUGAAGGAGCGUCUGCUGCAGGGUCUGCAGGAUUCAAACGGAAACUUCACACGUCAGACAGACAUUCUCCAGGCCUUCAGCCAGGACCAACACCAGAAACGUCUGGAUGCUCUGACUGAAGUGGAUGACUGUGGUCAGCUGACCAUACGCUGCAGCCAGGACUAUUUCUCUCUGGACUGUGGCAUCACUGCCUUUGAGCUGAGUGACUACAGUCCCAGCGACGAGCAGAGAGCAGAACCCACAGGUCAGGACCAGUCCCAGGAGAGCAAGUAUACCCGAGUCUCCAGCCAAAAACUCCACAACAGUCUACCAGAACUCUGCAUGGUGGCUGAUUCAGAAAACCACAACCAACCUCAGUCUAUGUUACCCACAAUGCACUGUGGCAUGUCAAAUAAAAAUGAAAGCUCAAAGCGCCCUCUGCAGGACGUGAGUCUCAGUACUGAAGUGUCGCCUACACACCUGUCACUUGCCAAGAGAGCUGCUUUGCUCUUGAAUGGAGAAACCAAGAUGGAGGACUUGACUAGGAGUUCUAGAGGGGCUAGCCUGCAUCCUGGGAUGCAGCUUCACGGUGAGCUGAGCCAAAGCACCCCAGCCCUUGUGGACCCUCUGGACCGGUCCAGGUUUUGUUUGGAACUGGACUCUGUUUAUCCAGAAACUGUUCCACAGUCUUCUGAGAGCUUACAGGUAAAGAAGCACCAGGGACGACACUCCUCACAGGGACUGAAGCCUGACAACAGGAGCUCAUCGGGGACCGCCCCCCCACCUCUAACCAGUCUCAAGUCUCAGGAUGAUAUAAUAAACCAGACGGAGAAGACACUGGAGAGGACACAUACACCCAGCAAGGGGGGCUUUGACUCAUCCUCGCUCUCCCCCACGCGGGAGCAGAUCCUCUCCUCAGACCUGGAGGCGUCUGGAGAGGAAUCCGAUCCCCAGCUGUGUCCCGACAAGACACCAGUCUGGUUCAUGAAGCAACACGGGCACAAGACAUUUCCUGCGGCCGGUCCAGAGCACUGGUAUGGUUCGGAGGAGUUCUUGGCUCUUCCUGCUCAGCUCCAUAAAUCUGAGAUCCUCGCUAAGAAACUAGAGAGUCUGACCCAGUCUAUCCCCCUGAUGAAUGUCAGCUCUACACAGAUGGCGUUGCAGGAUGUGGAUGACUGGGAGCUGACCGAGUUCAACACAGACUGGGACAUAGAGAGCAGGGGCAACGCUCUAUCGACUCUGCCACGGAUGCACCGAAACCCCGUCAGCCGCUCAAGCCCCGCCUCCUCCAGUGAAAGAGCACCCUCACUGGAUGAAAGUCUAGAAUCUGGCCCUUUGAGUGACCUGCAGUCUGAGGAAGAGGAAGAGAGGAGGACUGCGGGAACCUUGGAGCUGACAACGCCCCCUGUGGAGAGACGUGCAUGCGUGUCUCUGGUGCAACAGCUGCUGGAGGACAUUCAGGAUCAGGACCAGGACCCCUACGUUUGGAUGAAGAUGGAGUGUUUUGUACAGAAGUUGGACCGGUUCAUCUUGUGGCUGAAGGAGGCCCUGGACAACACAGAGAACUGGACACAGCCCAGACAGGACCUGGACAGCCUGAGGGUGUACCUGGAUACUCACCUGAGUUUCAAGCAGAACGUUGACAGUCAUGGUCCUCUGAAGGAAAGCAUCAUGGAGGAAGGCCAAGUGCUGCUCAGCGCCAUCACUUCUCACCAGUUGGCUCUGAAGGAUAUCCUCCAUAUGGUUGCAAGCCAAUGGGAUCAGCUCCAGCGGCAAAUCCGGCGUCAACAUGGCUGGAUGCUCCGCGCUCUCCGUUGCAUCCAGUCCUGCCUCCUCUACACCAGCCAGUCACAUGAGCCUUAUACAGCCCCACUGGAUUCAUCAGCCCAUCUGAGACCAUCGUGCACCACCGAAGGCUUCAAGGCAGAGCUGAUGGUCAGUCAGCAGGAAAUGAAACGAGCUGCUCUGGAGAAGAUGACAGUUCAACUGAGCAGUCUGAAGUACCCCUCAUCACCCCAGGGGUACGACAACCAGCUGGCCCGGAGCAACAGCCUGCAGGAAAUUGAGGUGGAGUACCAGGAGUUGUGGGAUUGGUUGAUGGACAUAGAUGCUAUGGUAACAGACAGCCAUCUCCUGGUGAUGUCAGAAGAGCAGAGACGUUACCUCUUCAAGAGCAGCUACACUGAGCUGAUGAUGAUGGAGAGCAGGAAAGCCAGUCUGCUGAGCCGUGCUGCGUCUUUCAACAGAAGUGGCAAUGACCUACCCAACAGCUUCCACGACAGAAUGCACAACCUCACACACACAUGGAGACAACUAGAGAAAAUUCUCUCAGAGCAUUCAAUGUCCUGCUCUUCUGGGCAAAGGCUACCAUCCAAUGAGAACACUGUUCUGGUGGACAGUCAAGGCGCUGCUGCUGCAACCCCCCGCUCGGCCUUGUCCCCACUAACUACUUCACUCCUGGAGCAGCUGGAGGCUCGGAUCAAGGAGUUGAAGGCAUGGCUGCGAGACACAGAACUACUCAUCUUUAACUCCUGCCUCCGACAGGAGAAAGAUGCCUCUGAGCAACUUCCAAGCUUCAAGUCGCUGAGUUCAGAGAUCCGAGCCCGACGCAGAGGAGUCGCUUCGGUUCUGAAACUGUGCCAGAAGUUACUGCAGCAAAGCCAGUCGGGCCCGAUGGCUGAGGCGGGCCCCGAUGCAGAGCAGCACCGAGAAGCCCUGCAGCUGUUGUCGAUCAACUUGGAGAGGCGGUGGGAGGCGAUAGUGAUGCAGGCGCUGCAGUGGCAGAACCGGCUGAAGAGGGAGCUGGGAGAGCAGCAGGUUAAUGAAAGCUUUCUGGAAGUGGGCUUAGUGGAUCUGUGCCAGAUCAGCCCGGUGUCAGCAGGCCCCGUGGCGCUGGCGCCAGAUGACUCUUGGGAAUGGGAUGAAACAGAUUUGACAAUCCAGGACGCCGAACCACAAGAGCCUGAUCUCACUCACAAUCUCCCCACAAAACCAAAUCUACCAGUGAAUGGUGCUCUGUCCAAAGUACAAGGCCAGCUUGUCAAUGUGAGGUUGGAUGUCUCAACUACUCAGUGCAUGGAAAUCUCUAGUAUGAUUGGGGGAUCUUCACUGGAAGUUCAGAACAAAAUGAACUCCAAAAGAGCCCCUUCUAACAACAACAUAGUGCAGGUGUUUAGCCUUUAUAAUGCUGAAGUAUGCCAACAGCCUCAGUUUCCUCUUACCUCCUCCAUGAGGCACAAAACCAAAUCCUCUAAGAAGAAACAGAAGCUUCUCCUGAAGAGUAUCAGCAAAGAUUCGUCGUUUUCUUCCAUUGAAUCUCUUCCAGACCUCCUGGGAGGUUUGAUGUCAAGCGGCCAACAAGGAAACAGGAUUCUUGGAGUUUGGGAUAGACAAAGUGAGGGUGGCAGGAAAAGUGAGCAGUCAGAAAACAGUUGCCGUUCGGAUUGCGAGAGUGGGAUUGUUAGUGACACAGGAGAUGCAGAGACAACCACAACAAACUCUGAAAUUCAAGCAGAUGAGGAUGAUCAGUGGAGAGAAGAAGAAGGACAAAAGGAGUGGAGAAAGAACGGUGCUGUGAUUGGACAUCAUUUAGCGUUGCAAAGAGACAACAUCACCAAUAGAAGUAGUGAAGCAGAAAAGGUUAGGGAGGAGGGAGGGAGGACAGAUGAGUUCAGGAAUGAAACUAAAGAGAUCACUCAGGAAGAGGAGAAAAGGAGGGGAGGAGGCAAAGCCGCUGAAAUUCAAACAAAUGGACACGGGAUAAUCACACUUACAUCUGAAUUCCAUGUUGAGGGAUUUGACGUUGACUCUUCCAAGCCUCACAGUUCCCUACUGUUUAAAGCUGACCAGUUUGAUCAUUUGGAGGCUUUUCCUGUUCAGGACCAUCAGCCGUCAAGUCCAAUUUUAUCUCAGCACUCAUCCUUGGAGUCUCUCUUGGCACUGGAUGUGGAGUUGUUCCCCUCCAAAGAUCCUCUUCAUCGUAGUGCCUCCCUCGAGAGCUGUCUAAAUCCAUGCCUCAGCACUGAUGGGGAGGCAGGAGGCAGCCCUGCUGGCCUGGAGGAGCUGGAGCCAGGAAAAGAAAAGUCAGCAAAAGAAAUCAAAACAGAACGUAAUAAUGGAGAGUCAACCUCUGGGGAGCUGAGCCGAAGAACACUUGAUCUCCUGAAACGUUUGGAGAACGUCCAGAAUCCUUUGGUGGCGAGCAUGACUCGCAGUGUUUCUGACAUGACCCUUCAAAGCAGCGCCCCACAGAAGGAGUUGGCACCUGUUUCACCCUCACUUGGUAGUCGACACGCACAUCACUCAGGGGUCUUAAGCAGGUCCCGGAAGGAGCUGGCACCAAUGAUGAACAAAAACUCUUGUAAUACAUCACUAACGGAGCUGAGUAGCACUGAAGAUUCAUCAUUCGGGUCUGAGGAUUUGGUCAUAGGCAGAAAUCAGAUGCACCUUUUCCUAGAUCCAAAUAGUGAAGUUAAUGCUAAGUUGAGGCCUUGUAGAAGACAUUGUAACAACAACAAUCAGGGUGGGCAAGGACUAGAUGGAACAGAUGUUGCGAACUUGAGCAUGGUAGUAAAUGUCUCUUGCACAUCCUCGUGCACAGACGAAGACGAGGACGACAGUGACCUGCUUUCUUCUUCUACUCUCACGCUCACUGAAGAGGAACUUGGUGUUCGGGUUGAAGCGGAUGGAGAUCGGGGGAGGCCGAGUGGUGCGUCCUCCUGCAAUGAGGAGGAGGACGAUGACAAGGAAGAAGUGGAAGGCCCUUAUGUCCUGGGGCUUCAGUACAUGAGGCAGGAAUUACAGAGUUGCAUCCGAUGUCCUCGCAUCGCUACUUCUUCCUUGCCUAAAACAGAAGUGGGUCUCUGGGAUGAGCUGCAGUGUGGGAACGCUUCAUCUUCUACCUUCACAUCUUCAGGUGCUAAAUCAGUAGAAACCAAUAAAACGGACAUCAACAAUACAACAAAAAGAAAAGAAAGAGAAAAAGAAGCCAAGGACAAAAGCAACACCGCUAGAAGCUACAUCUGCCAGUUUGUGGAUGACGUGGAGAAUGGAAAUGUAGACCAGAGUUGCUUAAAAGGGACAGAUGAAGAUGAGCUUCUUCGAGAAGAGUCUAGCGUGUUAACUAAAAAAGGAGAUUCUCUAAGGGAGUUAUAUGCAAACGAGUCAUAUGAAGAUUUCAUACAUUCAAGAGCAAACAUGGAGUCAGAUUCAGCAAGGCAUCUUUGUUUUUCACCAUCUUGUGAGCUCCUCUCCUUCUCUCCUAAGCCUGCCUCCUCUAUGGUGGGACAAUUGAGGGGGGAGCUGCCCUGCCACAGUUCUUCCCUCCAUUCACCUCCAUCACUUUCACCAGUUGAGGAUUGCAGAUCCAGUUGUGCUUUACACAGCAGCAAACCAGAACCUGGGGGAAGAAAAGCCAUAACCAGUGAAGAAAAGUUCAAGUUCUCAUCUAUCGUGACUGAGGAGACAAGGAAAGAAACCAGAGCAAAAGAUUUGUCUCAGCCUCCCAGAAAAUGGCACAAAUCCCACUCCUCUUGCCAUAACCAUCUUCCCUCCCCAUCUGCUGCUCAUACCAAAAGUGUGGAUAGGGGCAAGAAAGAGAACGUGCAUGCCUUUGUGAUGGAGAUCAUUGACUUGGCUUCAGUGGCCCUGAAAAACAAAGACAACCAGACGGAAGGGCUGAGCCUGAGUGAAACCAGUGGAUCCAUCCAAGACCAAAAUCCUGCAUCAUUUGCAAAGAUAAGAGACAAGGUGCUUGAACAUUCACAUCGACCUCUCCAGCUUCGUAAAGGAGACUUCUAUUCCUACCUCUCCUUGUCCUCUCAUGACAGUGACUGUGGUGAGGUUAGUCAGUGUGCUGAGGACAAAAGCUCCACCCCUGUUCCCUACAGCAUCCCCUGUUCCACCACACCAACACAAGACCUCCACAGUCCAAGCCCUGAGCUGUUCACCAACACCACACAGCUCACCUCAUAUUCCCAUUCGGACCAGGCGUCCACACGCCUCUCUCCUAGCCCUGCGUUUAAGAGCAACAUGUGCAGUUUGGAUUUGGAGUCUGCUGAAAGCCCAGUUGAAAGGUCCCCCAGCCCCUCUCGGUCUGUCCCCCCCAGUCCUGACAUCAGGGAUGAAGAGACACUCUUUGCACCAUGUACAGAGGAGGUCUACCUGGGCCCGCCCCUGUGCUACAGCAUGGUUCUCACCAAGAAACCACAACGUCUGUUGUCCAAGCCGAGCUCUGAAUUCUCAUCGAGUGGUGUCUCUGAGCCCAAUGAAACUGCACCCUGUUCAUCUCAGCCGUACAACUAUUUAAUCCAGGGCAACAUUUCAAGUGAGCACCCUCCCUCACAGGAAUCUGGGAUGGGACGGUUCCAAGACAACCUGCAUUUUGAAAGACCAAAAUAUGGAGAGAAACCUCUGAGAUCUCUUCAAUGUUUCUCUGAACCUUGUGACAGCUCAUUUCCAUCCUUUCCACUCCACAGAAGUGACUCUAGCUCUCCUAAAGUCCCUCCUUCCUGUCCGUGCUUUGUGUCCUCCAGCGUAAAAGGAGAAAAGCCCAGUGAGGGAUUGUCCCUCUCCUGUGAUGUUGCUGCAGGAGGAGCUGCGGCUGCUGCAAGUGUCAGCACGCCGCUGGAGGAGAGGAGUCGUAAUGAGGGGCCACCUUAUCUUAAUCCAUGGGUGCAUGUUGCCCUGAUAGACUCCUUCGCAGCUGAAUGUUUGGAAGAUAUUAAAACGCUUGAAUCCAAUAUGGGCGCCAUAAUGACCAAGAUAAGUGUCUGCAGCUCCGCUACAAAUCCCUCAAAAGAGCCAACCACUGCUGCCACACGUUUUAUUCCUGAAAUUAACUGCUCAGCGAUGGAAACGACUGAUAGGGGGGUGGGAGUGAGGUGCAAAGAGGCAGAUAUUCUACAGGCAACGCAGGAGGAGAAGGAAAGGACAGGGUGGAGCCGCUCGCAGCAGGAAGCAAAGACUACGAUGGUGAAACAGACCACCUGCUCCAGGAUUUGACCAGAAAGGAGUGCUCUCCAUCUUUCCACCAGGAAGUGACACAACAAGGCAAACUCCAUAAGAUGACCUUCAUCUGCUUCUGACGCAUCUAACAUUUUUGAUGUCCCUCCUCCGACUGCUGUUGACUUAAAUAGACUCAAACCUGAUGUCAGGAGGACGCUCUGCUGACGUCUGCAUGCUAUGAAUGAGGCACAUUACAAUAUUUGUCAGACCUUUGAUUAUGAAGCAGAUUUAGGAGCCUGGCUGUAUGUUUUUAAGCUACUCGGAUCAUUUAUUGUUAAGAAUUACAUUAGGCCACAUUGAAGAAUGGGAUAAAAAAGCUGUGAGAAUAUGUUUAAGAUUUCAAUUCAUUCUUAGGAUUAAAGGAGGAAAAGACAUAAAGAGUGUAAGAAUGUGACAACAGGGAGAUGCGUCAUUAAUGCAGGCGUUCCUCUGUCCAGCAUCGUUUUUGUACUGGCAACAGAAGCUCUGGUCAAAAACAAGCACCGUCACUCUCCCCUCACACAAGCCUGUGACAUCUGUUAGGUGAAAGGAAUGAAACUAUAACAAGUACAGUUGUCUGGCUCAGAUCACAAUACUAAACACUUCAUCUACACUAGUAUAGAUGUGUGUUUGUCUGUUUAUGAAAAGGUCUCCAGCCUCACACACAACUCAGAGACGCCCUCACUGCCCACCACGAGGGGAGAGACCCACAUUCCGCUCAGAUCAGUUUAAUCAGAAGCUUUAAUGGAUCUGGAUCAACAGCUCUACGGUUUUCUUUGUAGUUUGGAUUUUUUUAAUCCUAAUUUUUUUCAUUAAAACCUCAUUUUGUGUGUAGAUAGGAGGUGCAAACCCACUUAAUAACCCUAAUUAUUUAAUAUGUGUAAAGUAGUUUACAGAAGAAAGGUUUAAACUACAUUCUGACCUCUUCCGGUUAUGAAAACAUAAAACAUCAUAACCCUUUUGGAAAAAUGAAUUUGUUUGAUUCUUUAAGAGCCAACAGGAUGAGGAGGGUUUCCCCGUCAGACCUGGGCGCUACGACCACACGUCACUCCUCUGGUUAGUUUGCGUGAUGAAUGUCAGUGUCAGAGCGUUUUCUGUUGCAGUAGGUACAACGGCUCUGCUACGUAUGUGUGCACACGUUUAAACUGCACAUUGUUUCAUCCAUAUGCUGCUUGUUUACUCAGGUGACUCUGUGCAUCGAGUCAGGGUUCACUUAGUAAAACUCAGUUUUCUGCAAUCAUGGGAUCCAUGGGAACCGCCUCACCGUUUGUGAAAUGUAGAACAUGUAGCACCGGAGCACCAUGUACUGUUGCAAUCACAGGAAAAUCCCCUUUUACUUAGAACGGGGGAAAAUUUAACGUAGUUAAAUCAGAGCAAAAGACGGCUUUGUUCGAAUAUCUAACGCCUAAUACGUUUCUUAUGGAUCGCCUGUUACAACUGCCAAAUGUCAAACUGAAAACCCGCUGAUUCCUUGCAUAGAACAUGCCAUGAUCCCGGCUGAAGCUACCUUCAUUCAUCUUUAUUAAAGGAGCCGUUUGUGUUGGUGCUACUGAGGCAGCCUCUACACAUGGAGUAAAGUUUUCCAAUCGUUCCCUAAAACGUAGCAGAAGAAUCCUCGACGUUUAUGAUCACACGUACGACAAACUUUUACUUGAACCCGAGAAGUGUGGAGCCACGCGACGUGUGUGAGCAGAACCUAAAUCUAUCCUCCAAGUUGUUAGACGUGUUUGUUGAAAGCCACAUGAGACGUCCAAAACAGAUCCAAAAUUAGAGUUGAAUAAUACCAUAAGAUCUAUGCAACACAACCAAGAAAGCUAGAGCUCUGCUGCGUACGCGCGGAGGGUGAUGGGGGUGUUGUAGUAAAAACCACGGUGUGUAUUGUGUUGCUUUUGUGAACUACUGCUGGCAUGAUUAGCUUUGAAACUGGUGUCAGGGUUAUACAGUUAAACAUACGUUUGUGCCUUGCUCUGCUCUGACUCUUCCUACCUUUUGAUUUAAAAGCCCUUUUCCAGGAAGUAAAUGUGCAACCGUGAAGUGAGACGUAAAUGGCUGAAAGGCGGUUUUUGUGUGAUCCAGUACUCGUACGGGUACAACACAGGAGGAGGCGUGGUUGUUGUUGAUGUUUUUUUUCUGUUUCUGUCACUUUUCAUUUCUUUACUGUCAAUAAACUGCAUGGUUACUGCUAACUACUAUGUAAAGCCAUCUGUUGACAAAUAAACUGAAUUUACUGGAAAACCCUCAAAA